UGCUGCCAUUGAGCCUCAGAAGAAGAAGCAGAAUCUCACAUGACUGCAGUGUUUGUUCCCGUGAUCAUGAUCAGUGUGUGUGAGAGUCAGAGCACUGAUGGAUCAGCUGCAGCUCAACACACACUCUUCACACAGGAACAAGUUUAUCUGCAGUCACAAAAAUCAAGUCAAGAAGGUUGUACAAAUAGCUGAAGGUUUGGCAGUGGCCGGUGAUCCUCGUCCUUUAGCUCAUGUGGAUGGAAACGUUCACUAUCAGUUUCACACAGAAAAUCCUGGAGGACAGGUGACGUACCGAGUGACUCCUGUCUCAGAUCAAAAACUGGAGGGUAGAAGAGAAGUCGGAGAGCCGGUUAAUAUCACUGGAUCUCUGCAGACAGUAAUUCAACACUCCUUCAGUAAUGGAGGCGGUCCUGCUGGGGAAGGUGACCGAGAGGAGGCACGAUGUGUGUGUUUCCCAGCAUCACUUGUGAGCGAGGGAACCCAACCCACGUUCACACAGACGACAGGUCAAUUCUACGUGAUGAUGACUCCUUCAGAUGCUCUGCUUUCGGCCUCUCAGCGGACUAUAGCUCCACGCACACAUACUUACACUGUGAACAUGGACAGUCCGCGCACCCCUAGGGAUGAGAGGAGAAGAGCACACCAUAAUGAAGUUGAAAGGCGACGGCGAGACAAAAUCAACAACUGGAUUGUGACGCUCUCGAAGAUGAUCCCAGACUGUGGUGUAGAUGGUGCCAAGACUGCGGCGAGUAAAGGUUGGAUCCUGUCGAAGGCGUGUGAUUACAUCGGUGAGCUGAAGCAACAUAAGCAGAGGCUUCAGGAGAGUUUGAGAAGAGCAGAGAGAGUACAGAUGGAGAAUGAGCUGCUCAGACAGCAGUUGGAGGAGCUCAAGAGCGAGAACGGGCGUCUCCGAGCACAGCUGGAGCAUCACGGCAUCCACAUGUUCACACAAUGAGCUUCAGGCAUUCUGGGAAAGAGAUUCUGGCCCUUCAGGACUGAAGUGGGCCGAAUGAAACAUGUUGACUUGCGCUCAGGAGUCGAGAGUCUCUCAGUGCUGUAUGUCUGAUACAGUGAAGCCAUGCUUGCUAGAGUUGAGGUCAGAGGUCAAGAAGUUUUCAAUAGCACUGACACCAGGAUCCUAUGAUCCUGAAAGCAUCUAUUUAUUCAUCCUGACUAACUCCGGACUAAACAGUGGAAUACAGUUUUUUACCUUUUUUUUUAGUUUUCUCUGCCUUAUGAAACACCCCAGACAUUUUCCUUUUGCUAAUUUUCCAGCUUUGUUGCUUUCAAUUUUGUCUUCAUGCUUUUUCUUGAAGUAUCAGUUGUUUGUUCAGUGCCUCGUUUAAUUUAAAAUUCUCCCGGAGAAAACUCUU
This is a messenger RNA of Rhinichthys klamathensis goyatoka, 1373 nucleotides long. RefSeq names its product upstream stimulatory factor 2. Gene Ontology annotation, biological process: regulation of transcription by RNA polymerase II. The record is from RefSeq and is a predicted model, not a curated record. Lineage: Eukaryota; Metazoa; Chordata; Actinopteri; Cypriniformes; Leuciscidae. Bases 98 to 955 code for a protein of 285 amino acids. Gene Ontology annotation, molecular function: protein dimerization activity; DNA-binding transcription factor activity, RNA polymerase II-specific; RNA polymerase II cis-regulatory region sequence-specific DNA binding. The transcript has 11 exons.